Molecule: messenger RNA, 3392 nt
Organism: Camellia sinensis
Lineage: Eukaryota; Viridiplantae; Streptophyta; Magnoliopsida; Ericales; Theaceae
Source: RefSeq, a predicted model, not a curated record
UUCCUACAAAGCCACCCCUUGUAUUAUUCAAUGAUAGGACUAGAUUCUCCAAGUCUUAUUUUCACAUUUCAUUUACACAAAACAAAACAAACACCAACCAACCCUCCUCCCUCCUCCUUCCUCCACCACUGGCCGCCAUGUCAGCCGAACCCAUUUUCCGGGAAAAUCCCAGCCGGAAAAUCCUCUUCCUCCUCUCCUUCCUCUCUCUCAUUUCUCUCUCCAAAACCAACGACCUCCAAUCCCUUCUCAAAUUCAAAACCUCACUACUAAAUUCAAACACAAAUGUAUUCAAUACAUGGACUCCAAAUCAAAACUCAUUCUGCAACUUCACUGGAAUCACUUGCAACUCCGACCAAACUGUCAAAGAAAUCAAUCUCUCUCAACAAAAUUUAUCUGGAACUCUUCCUCUCGACGCAAUUUGCUCUCUUCAAUCCAUUGAAAAACUCUCUCUGGGUUCGAAUUCAUUGUAUGGAAUUGUUACUGAAGAAUUGUCGAAUUGCACUAAAUUACAGUACUUGGAUUUGGGUAUGAAUUCAUUCGCCGGAAUAUUCCCGGACUUGUCUUCUUUAACCCAACUCAAGUUCUUGAAUUUGAACCACAGUGGAUUUUCCGGCCAGUUUCCAUGGAAAUCGCUGGAAAAUCUUACUAGUCUUGAAUUCUUGAGCCUCGGUGACAACCCAUUUGAUUGGCGUCCAUUUCCUCUGGAGAUUUUAAAUCUUCACAAAUUGUAUCGGGUCUACCUCACAAACUCUAGUCUUCAAGGAGAAAUUCCUGAAGGAAUUGGAAACCUCACUCUGCUUCAAAAUCUUGAGCUUUCCUAUAACCAACUUUCAGGGAAAAUCCCAGAGGGAAUCACAAAACUGAAGAACCUCUGGCAGCUCGAGCUUUAUUCAAAUCAGCUCUCGGGAAAAUUUCCAAAUGGGUUCGGAAACCUCACAAAUUUGAUCAAUUUCGACGCUUCGACUAACAGUCUUGAAGGAGACAUCUCUGAGACCAAAUAUUUGACAAAGCUAGUCUCAUUGCAGCUAUUCGAAAACAAAUUCUCGGGUGAAAUUCCGAUUGAAUUGGGAGAAUUCAAGUCCCUCACAAACCUCUCUCUGUACACCAACAAGCUCACAGGCUCAAUUCCUCCGAACAUUGGAUCGUAUGGCAACUUCACAUACAUCGACGUUUCGGAGAACUUUCUGACGGGUUCUAUACCGCCUAACAUGUGCAAAAAUGGCAAAAUGAGUGAGCUUCUCAUGCUUCAGAACAAGUUCACCGGUGGGUUACCGGAAAACUAUGCGAAUUGCUUGUCGUUGAAUCGUUUACGAGUAAACAACAAUUCACUUUCAUUAAAAGAGUUUUAAUUUGACUUGAUUUAGUAGCCGAAUUUAUCAAUCAUUGAUCUCACUAUGAACCAGUUUGAAGGUCCAUUGUCCAACAAUGUCGGCGAGGCCAAGUCUUUAGCACAGCUCUUUCUUUCGCACAAUCAAUUUUCCGGUGAAUUACCAGCCACAAUCUCGGAAUCUACCUCUUUAGUGGACAUUGAGCUGGGUUCGAAUCAAUUUUCUGGUGAAAUUCCGGCAACAAUUGGCAAUUUGAAGAAACUGAGCAAUCUUCAUUUAGAAAACAACUUGUUUUCUGGUACUAUUCCAGAGUCUUUAGGCUCGUGUGUUUCUCUAAGUGACAUAAACCUCGCUGGAAAUUUGUUUUCCGGCAAGAUUCCGGCCAGUAUUGGUUCUUUAAGGAGCCUGAACUCCUUAAAUCUGUCGCACAACGAACUUUCCGGGGAAAUUCCAGUGAGUUUAUCCUCGCUAAAACUUAGCAUUCUUGAUUUGUCAAACAAUAGGUUGAUGGGUCGUAUACCGGAUUCUUUAUCGAUUGAAGCAUUUGUCGGUGGCUUUGCUGGAAACCCGGGGCUUUGUGGUGACAAUAUGAGGAAUCUCCAGCCAUGUUCGUCAGAUUCCGGCAAGUCCAGCAAUGUUCGGACGGUUAUAUCUUGCUUUGUAGCUGGGGCAGCUGUCUUGUUUGUGUCACUUGCAUGUUUCAUGUAUGUUAAGUAUAAAUAUAAGCCGGAAAAUCACGACCUUCCGAUCAAACGAUACAGUUCUUUGGAUAUGAAACAAUUCCAUAUGUUGAGCUUCACUGAAGAGGAAGUCAUGAAUGCAAUCAAAAAGGAAAAUUUGAUUGGCAAAGGUGGGUCAGGAAAUGUGUACAAAGUCAUGCUAAGCAAUGGCAAACAAUUGGCUGUUAAACAUAUUUGGAAGUCAGAUUCCGGUGACCGGAGAAGCUGCCGGAGCAGCUCAGCGAUGAUUCCUAAGGGAAAUCUUCGGUCACUGGAAUAUGAUGCCGAGGUGGCCACGUUGAGCUCGAUUAGGCAUGUGAAUGUAGUGAAAUUAUAUUGUUGCAUCACAAGCGAGGACUGGAAUCUAUUGGUUUACGAGUACCAGCCCAAUGGGAGUUUGUGGGACAGGUUGCACACAUGUCAGAAGAUCCAGAUGGAUUGGGAGGUGCGGUACGAGAUUGCAGUGGGGGCUGCCAAAGGGCUUGAGUACUUGCAUCAUGGGUGUGAUAGGCCAGUGAUUCACCGAGAUGUGAAAACAAGCAACAUCUUGUUGGAUGAGCAAUUGAAGCCCAAGAUUGCAGAUUUUGGCCUAGCAAAAGUUGUGCAGCCAAAUGGAGUUUGGGAUUCUACCCACAUUAUUGCAGGGACUCAUGGUUACAUAGCUCCAGAAUACGCAUACACAAGCAAGGUGAACGAGAAGAGUGAUGUAUAUAGCUUUGGGGUGGUGCUGAUGGAACUAGUGACAGGAAAGAGGCCUGUUGAGCCAGAGUUCGGAGAGAACAAAGACAUAGUCCAGUGGGUGUGCGGAGAGAUGAGAAGAAAAGACAGCUCGAUUCAUUUGGUGGACGCAGCCAUCUCAAAGGCCAUGAAGGAAGACGCUGCCAGGGUGUUGAGAAUUGCAGUUCAUUGCACAAUGAAGACUCCGGCACUGAGGCCUUCCAUGAGGAUGGUAGUGCAGAUGUUGGAAGAGGCCGAGCCUUGUAAUUUGACAGGCAUAAUUGUCAAUAAAGACGGUGAAAACAGUAAGAGCUGAGGAAUUGAAGCACAAUAGCAAGUUCAAUGACAGAGAUUCACUUGGAGGAGUAGGUCUUAAUCUGGGGACCAACAAGUCUCUUAGUGGUUAUAGCACAGUAGACAAUUCAAGUGAAGAUCAGAGUUACAUUGCAGGCCUCAAUUUGUCGUCAGUAGAUCAACAAGAAGUCUAUUAGCUUGUAUGAUCAGAUUGUAAUGUUUAUUUGGUAAGAAAUUCAAAUGCCAAGCUUGCUAGUUUAGCUCUUCUUAGCCUGUAAGAGAGUGAAGCAGAGAGAGACGUAUGUAAUGAUAUGAGACAAUUUUUUUUAUUCCA